AUGAGGGUGGAGGGGUUUGUCGAAAGGGAGUCGACGUAUCUUUCGUUCUGUUUUCUUGUUGUGCCGAAGAAAGGUAGAUCUUGAGACGUAUGGAAGACAAGGUAGAGGCAAUGAGGAGACGGAGGGGGAUGGUUGAGAAAGCUGAAUGGCUCGACGGUUGGAAGCGAAGGAAGAGACGUAGGAGGGGUUUAGAAGUGGUCGACGUAUGGUUCGUGAUUCGUUUCUGUUGUGACCAAGGCAGGACAAUGUUGAGGAGGGUUUGGACGACAGGAACGAGACGGAGGGGGGACUUGGGAGUUGAGAAAGGGUCGACGUAUGGUUCGUGAUUCUUUUCUGUUGUGACGAAGGCAGGCCAAUGUUGAGGAACGAGACGGAGGUCGGACUUCGGGGGGGGGGGUUGAGAAAGGAUCGACGUAUGGUUCAUGGUUCGGAAAGUUUUGUUGUCGUGAGGAGGAGAGGUAAAUGUGUGGACGGGUGGAAGAGAGGGCAAAAAGAAACGGAGGGGAUGGAAGGGGUCGACGUGUGGUUCGCGAUUGUUUUUUCUGUCGUCUUGUGACGAAGGCAGAUGUUGAAGCGGUUGGGAGACAGGAAAGAGACCGACGGAGGUGGGACUUGUAGUAGCGGAAAAUGCCACCGAUGCCUGAGGGAAGCGAUGAGACGGAAGAGGUAAGGUGAUGGAAUGGAAGCGGUUGACGGCUAAAGAACAGUCGUCCGAGAUGGGGAUGGCUAUGGGAAUCUACGGCAGCUUUUUCCUACUUCCCUCGGUGGAAUGGGUAGCAAUUCAAAUUUUGCAACUCGAGCGUGUUUGUGUGAAGCGUCUAACGAUCUUUGGCAGAGGGUUCUGACGGAGAGGUGAAGGUGAGAGGAGAUGUUGAUUCAGUGGGUGGUAUGCGUAUGUACAUUUUAUUCGCGGGCGUAUAGGAAGAGAAGGCAAUCGGCUAGCUACGACUGUUCUAUAGAUGUUUACGGAGUGCUGGGCGUUUGUGUAGUGUGUCUUAUAGAAUAGUUGUGUAGAGUGUUGCUUUGGCUGAUUGCGUCGUAUGCUCGUUCCAGCACUUCUACAGAAUGGAAUGAGCUCUCCUCUGUGUGUGUGUGUGUGUGUGUGGUUAACUUGCUGGUCGCCCGCCUAUUCUGUGGGGUGCGUGAAGAGGAUCAUUGAUUGAUUGCUCUCAUCCUUGUGUCCUGCGUUAUGGAUAGAGGAUGCCAGAUAUGUUCUUGGCGAAUGAAUUUAUGAUCAGGGGGCAAUCUUAAGGUGCUUGUGUUCGAAUUCUUUUGUCUAUUUGUAACGAAAUCUCGUGCUUUAAGCUCUCUCUAUCGAGUAUGGACAAGUCGAGUGACCGCUCGACGGGCGGACGAGAAACUUGCUGCAACAGGUUUUCAUCUGAAGGGUCGGGUUCUAUCUCCCGGUGGCAGAGGAGGUGCUGAAAGAAGUCUUCAUCUGAAGGUUUUCGGAAGUAAGUCGAGUAGGAGAGUUGUACCUCGGGAGGAGGCAGAGGUGCUGACACAAGCCUUCAUCGGAAGCUUUUGUGAAGUAGUGCGAGGAGGAGACGGGGAGGAGAGCCGAAGUGAGUGAGUGUGUUAGUAUUUCGAACGGAAAUGACUUGAAGCAGCGUCGUCCGUUACGAUUGUGUAAAAAUGUAUGUAGGUCGGUCGAUAGGGCCCACCGACCGGUCGUCGUCGCAGGUUACGACGUCUCACGAUGUAGGAUAUAGUUAUCGCACCUGUGAUUGAUUAAUUGGUUGGGAUUGAUCGAUUGAUUGAUUGAUUGAUUGAUUGCUGCUGCGUUUGACUAUGCCGCUCCUCGAGUCUUUCGAGGGUAAAUGCGAGCCAGUGAGAAAGCGAGCGAACGGACGUGUGCAUGCGAAACACGUCGUCCUCGUUGAUUUUAUUCAUUCGUUGAGCAUUAUGGCUCACGUGGUUUGUUCGUUCCUCCUCAAUUGUUUGAGAAGUAUUCUUCUUCGGGUACAAAUUGUAGCCGCCAUUUUGGCUACGACAUUUAACUAGGCAGGGGGACUUGGUGGUCACUGGGUCGUGACUCAAUCUGAGUGCGGAAAAGCGCAACGAGAAGACCCACCUCAUCAGCACAGGGAUCUCUGCUCUGUAUAUUAUGCAAUUGCAUGCCGCAACCCCCCGAUUGAGGUCAGGCUGCGCCUCGGACAGAGACAGAGUCCUUCCACUUGUGUGUGAAUUAUGACGAAGAACGUGGCGGCGGAGCCCGUGGCGGCGUCUCAGGGGAUCACUAUGCGACCAGCGAUGGUCCUUGCUCUCCGACGAACAUCAUGUCUAUAUAUUUGUACAGGCCACGACCGACCCGCGAGCGUGAAUCUUUCAAGGAUCGGCUUAUUUUGCUGCUGGCCUAUAAUGCAAAUCGCAUCGUUGACUCUUCCCUGGAAGCUCUUUUGGAAAUCGAUGAUGACACAUCUUUCGAGGAGAGUUGGGAGAGGGAGGAUGAUCUUGCGCCGACGAGAAUGCAAGAAAUCGGAGGUCUAGCGGCGAUUGGAAUUCGUCUUUUCUUCUCUUAUUUGUGUGGCUGUGUGGUCGAGUGUGCUGCUUUUGCGCGGGUGUGGGAGUCGGGCGGAGUGUGCAAGCAAGAGAGAUAGAUGUAGGUUGUUCUUUGGGGGGGGGGGGGUACUGCGUGCAGUUUACAGAUGUUCGUUGCUCGAGCGUGUGUAGAAAUAAGACAGCGAAGAAGUAUAUCGGAGAAAGAUUGCAGACGGGAUUGAGAGAGUGGUGUAGGCAGCGUAUGCGCGGGAAGGGGACGUCGGUUGAUUUUGCCCAGGACGGAGGAAGGAGACCUGGCGGUGGUUGGUUUUCUUCGCGCUUGGUGUCAUCUCGCUUCAUUGGCGUCGACACGAGUUCAAACAGAAAUUGUUCAAGAUGGAUGGCACCGACUGACUUUUGACUUGUGCUUGCUAACCUCACCGGAUUUGAGUUAUUUGGGUUUUGAGUCUUUUGACUAAAUCUUUAGUGUCAGAGUGUUGCCAGUGUUCACGUAUAACUUCGAUUUCGGAGGGCGUUCAAAAGGAGGAGGAGGCUCUUUUCGUUCUUACUUACCUGCGUGCGACCAGUGUUUUCGAAGACGGGGAAGUCGCUCGAAGCCUUCUUCUCGGUUCGUUGUAUUUUUUCCUACACUCAAAUUGUUUUUGUCCGUCGGUUUGUUCCAGGACCCGAAGCGUCGGUGUUCUUGUCCGUCGGUUUGUUCCAGGACCCGAAGCGUCGGUGCCAUCGGUCUGUCUGUUGGACAAAUCGGCGCAUUGUUGUAUUGCUAAUUUCUAGGGUUUUUUUUUUCAAUUUCUUUUGGUGUAAUCCGGUUUUUCGAGCAUGGUAGAGAGAUGUAGAAGUAGAGAUACACACACACAGACGCACAGAGAGAGAGAGAGAGAGAGAGAGCCCUGAGGAGUGGGGGUCGGGCACCCCGAUUAGGGAGGGAAUCACCGCUGAAGGAAUGGUUCCUUCGCUGCUCGGCAACGUGGAAAUCGCCGGCGGCUGAUUCGGGGAGUCUUUUGAUUGGUAAAAGAAAUUGGUGGCGGUGGGCUUUGGGAGAAGCUAACACAUGUUUCUUCUGGGUCUGUCGGUGGGACUGUGAAACGGAAGACAGGGACGAUGGUCUGGAGGCAAUUUCCUCGUUCAAAUAGAUUAGGUUAAUGGGGGUAUGGAAGAGUUGGUCACCUUGAGCAGACCGGAACGGCCGCCGUCUAUGGUCUCAGCUGCCUGAUUGGCGGCCCUGGAACUGUGUAGAGGUGGAGAAGUAGCUAGCCAUUUGAAGUCGUACAUCAUUCUUUUCCGUUCGAAAGCCGGUUUUUUUUUUUUUUUUUUUUUUUUUUUUUUUUUUUUUUUUUUUUUUUUUUUUUCUCUUUCCAUUUUUUACGAUUUUACCCAAUUCUGGCUGCCAACUCGAUUUGUGGAGUAGUCGACGGUGGGGGAUAUUAUCAAUUGAGAUUACCUUUUUCAAAUU
Molecule: messenger RNA, 3955 nt
Organism: Chara braunii
Lineage: Eukaryota; Viridiplantae; Streptophyta; Charophyceae; Charales; Characeae
Source: the annotation of a GenBank genome assembly